This is a messenger RNA of Aspergillus homomorphus CBS 101889, 741 nucleotides long. RefSeq lists its product as uncharacterized. The transcript has 3 exons. Bases 1 to 741 code for a protein of 246 amino acids. The record is from RefSeq and is a predicted model, not a curated record. Lineage: Eukaryota; Fungi; Ascomycota; Eurotiomycetes; Eurotiales; Aspergillaceae.
AUGGUUUCACAAAAGUUCAAGGAUUUUCAAAGCAUCUAUGAAGAGAUGGUGGACGAUAUUAACAAUGCUAAGGCUUCCUUGGAUCCCGUCUCGCAGCACAGAAGUGAUAAUGCAAGGGAACUGCAGCAUCACCUGUGGUACACAGCCCUGGACUGUGAGACUGAAAAAGCUAUUACACGCCUGGUCGACUUCAUGCAGGCAUUAGCUGAGCUUCCGAAAAGGACGGUGAUUGAUAGGGGAUUGGCAGGUCCCUCAUUGUAUACAGUUUGGAAGACAGACUUCAUUCACGUCCAGAUGAUUUAUGAGGACAUGUAUGGACUUAUGGAAGAUAUCGAAGAGGGCGACGAGGAAGAGAAGAAAGAAGGACUCAACGCCAUGAUCUAUAUAGCACAACUGACCGGACGACGCCUCCCAACGGCCCGGUCCAACGGCGACGCCGACAGGGACGCCAUAAGACCCGAUAUGUCCAUCGCUAUUGCGCGCGUGUUCAUAUGCCAUGCAGGAGUCACGAUCUACAGCUAUCCCUAUCUCCAAAAUACCUUCUACGUGCCGCGAAUGAAGGAGGGAUCUAGAAAUCCCUGGGAAAAACGGCAGGGCCCUGGUCCGUUAUACCGCGAGGCAGGAGGGAAGCCAGGCUACAGUAUGGAGCGUUGGAACCUCUGGAAGCGGCGGAUUGUUGAGUUAGGUGUGCUGGCAUUCCAAAGUAUCAAACCAUCGCUGUUGAGACAGUCGCCAGGAUGA